Molecule: messenger RNA, 564 nt
Organism: Budorcas taxicolor (takin)
Lineage: Eukaryota; Metazoa; Chordata; Mammalia; Artiodactyla; Bovidae
Product: anaphase-promoting complex subunit 10-like
Exons: 1
Coding region: 7-564 (185 amino acids)
Biological process (GO): protein K11-linked ubiquitination; anaphase-promoting complex-dependent catabolic process
Cellular component (GO): anaphase-promoting complex
Source: RefSeq, a predicted model, not a curated record
UUUUAAAUGACCACAUCAAACAAGACACCUCCUGGUGCUGACCCUAAGCAGUUGGAAAGGACUGGAACAGUACGGGAAAUUGGGUCACAAGCUGUUUGGUCACUCUCAUCUUGUAAACCAGGAUUUGGAGUGGAUCAAUUAGGAGAUGACAAUCUAGAAACUUACUGGCAAUCAGAUGGAUCCCAGCCUCAUUUAGUGAACAUACAAUUCAGAAGAAAAACAACAGUGAAGGCAUUAUGUAUUUAUGCGGAUUACAAAUCUGAUGAAAGCUACACUCCAAGCAAGAUCUCAGUCAGAGUAGGAAAUAGUUUUCACAACCUUCAGGAAAUUCGGCAACUUGAAUUGGUGGAACCAACUGGCUGGAUUCACGUUCCCUUAACUGAUAAUCAUAAGAAGCCAACUCGCACUUUCAUGAUACAGAUUGCUGCUCUAGCCAAUCACCAAAAUGGAAGAGAUACCCACAUGAGACAGAUUAAAAUAUACACACCAGUGGAAGAGAGCUCCAUUGGUAAAUUUCCUAGAUGUACAACUAUUGAUUUCAUGAUGUAUUGCUCAAUAAGGUGA